Ostreobium quekettii is the source of this 363-nucleotide messenger RNA. Lineage: Eukaryota; Viridiplantae; Chlorophyta; Ulvophyceae; Bryopsidales; Ostreobiaceae. The record is from the annotation of a GenBank genome assembly.
AUGGACGAUGUUGAUACAGUGGAGUACUACUUUUCAAACACAGCGAACAUCCGGCCCAAUGUCGUUCAGGCUUGUUUGUUGUUGUCAUAUCCUAGAAUUGGCUGCAGAAUUCAGCUGCUUUUGUGGAAGAGUCCACUGAGGAUGCCACUCCUCCAGUUUGUAUUGGUGGGGCUGUGCACAGUUCUUGAGUUCUAUGCCAUUGGGGCAUUUCACGCGACUUGCCAGGUUGAGAGCUACAUUCUUGCCUGCGGGUUCCUUCAGGAAGUCGCUGUGAAGUCGCUUUUGGAAAAAGAGCUAUGUGCAUCUAGAACCAGACAGUGCUUUUGGUUUCAAGCAUUGAAACAGGAUCCAAAAGCUGCAUAG